UUUUAGAAAAUCUAGUGGACCAAAGGGCGCCGUGCCCUCGAGAGCGCACCGGAGGCGGGGAGCAAGGACAUCUAGGUCCCUUUUACUACUGGUCAAGACAGCUUCAUGGGGAUCUGAGGAGAUGGAGCGGGCGAAUACUUUAUGUCAAGAGGGAGAAUCCAAAGGAGGUGUCUUAGCUCACUUGGAAAGACUAGAGAAUGAAGUGAACAGAUCCCAUAAAGGUAAACAAUCUGAAGAGCUGCAGAGUGCACAGACGGUGGAAAGUGCUCUUGAAACCAAGAUCCGUAAACUGAGGCUUCUACGAGAUGAGCUGAGGGCUGAACUGAAGCAAUCCCAAGCCAGAGUUAAAGCAUCUAUUGCCAAUGUAGAACCUGACCAAAAAGUAGAGAUCAGUGAGGAAGAAGAUUUGGAAAGAAAACAGGAAAAUAUGAAAGCCAUUUUGCAGGCAUAUCGUUUUACAGGGCUCAGUGGUAAACUGACCAGCCGAGGAGUCUGCAUCUGCAUCAGUACUGCUUUUGAGGGGAACCUAUUGGAUUCCUAUUUUGUGGACCUUGUCAUACAGAAGCCUCUCCAGAUACAUCACCAUUCGGUCCCAGUCUUCAUUCCUCUAGAAGAAAUAGCUGCAAAGUACUUACAGACUGACAUUCAGCGCUUCCUGUUCAGUCUCUGGGAGUAUUUAAAUGCUUACUCUGGGCGGAAGUACCAAGCAGAUCGACUUCAGAGUGACUUUGCAGCCUUUCUGAAUGGGCCCCUGCAGAGAAACUCACUGUGCAACUUGCUGUCAUUUACUUACAAAGUGGAUCCAAGGGAUCAGUCUUUCCAAUUUUAUGCAAGAUUGCUGUAUAAGGACCUCACAAUGACUCUUCCCACUGAUGUCACUGUUACAUAUCAA
Molecule: messenger RNA, 892 nt
Organism: Otolemur garnettii (small-eared galago)
Lineage: Eukaryota; Metazoa; Chordata; Mammalia; Primates; Galagidae
Product: centromere protein O
Exons: 1
Cellular component (GO): Mis6-Sim4 complex; kinetochore
Source: RefSeq, a predicted model, not a curated record